AGCCCAGAUAGCGACGCGUUCGGUUCAGAUCUUCCCGCGGGUCUUCCAGUCGAAUUAACGAACUUUUUUUUUAUUCAGUUGUCUCACCUAAUCGGUUGGGUUUAGUUGGGGAAAUUAUCGGUGCAAUGUUGUCCAGAGAAACCAGAAGAGAGUGAUCUUUGCGCGCGCGAGUCUUUGGCAGCUGAAUUGUGUCGAGUUGUGUCAAAAUUGAGCGUUGAUAAGUACGGCGACGCUGCGCGAUUAUCGCGCGAUACAGCGCAAGAAGAAUAAAGAAGGUGUGCUGCAAUUACCUGCCUACUUUGACGUCGUCUAGUUAAACUGUGAAAUGCCGUGGCAUCCUAGCACCGUUGUGAGCCCAUAAUUGGCGGAUCGAAUUUGAGUGUGAUACAUAAUCAAAUAUCUUUAUUUGGGGGUUUCGCGAACCAUCGUCAUCCGUCGACGACCCGCUUCCGGCCAUUUCGGAUUAACAACAACGGUGCGGACGAUGACUUUUAGGAUCUACCUUGAGAGAUAAUCGGCAGGAAAUAUUAUUUGGAUGAAGGAAAGAAGAAAGAAGCAGCAACAACGAAAAGAAAAAUAAAAAUUUUCUCAACCUUCAUGAAACGAAGCCUUGAUUAGGCACAUUGUGUGCUAGUGUGAGUGGUUUUAUUUCGAUAAAAAAAAAAGAAAAGGAAGAAGAUAGCCCCUCCGUCAGGUGAAUGAAUGUAUGUGAAUAAGAUAAAUUAAGGUCCAUUACGUGACGGUGAGAAGAGAUUCGAGAACCAAUCGAAGAGGGCGCUGCGUGGCGUGUGAGUGAGUGUGCGUGAAUUAAAGCCAAGUGGCCACUCUUAAUUAACGGAUUAAUAUUCUAAGCUGAGAACCAAUCCAGCCGGUCGUCCAAAAAAAAAUUAAAGAAAAGAAGGUCCGCAACCAUGAACUGACCGUCACACCUCGUCCAAUCGAAAUGAGCGUCGCCAAACCCGAGGGCUUUGCCACGAUCCGGACCCGCGGCCUAUCGCGCAGCACCAGCCGGUCCGAACAGUUGGCCGGCAAUGUCGUCGUAGUGCCGAAUCGCCGCCAAUCGGCGUCGGCUUCGAUGAAAUCCGCCGACUCCGGACCGCUGUACGAGAACGCGUACAAGAGUUCGUCCGCGGCGUUGAUCUGCGUUCCGCCGCCGGUUCCACCGCGGACCAGCUCGGAACUGUCGUCCUCCAAGCAAGAGCAGAAGGAGAAUAGGCAUGAAGAUGACGAUGUGUUUUGUACGGCUGGGUUGACGUACGAGACGUUCAAGCCGGUGAAGAGUCCCUCGAUCAAGGAGGACAUGGACGACUACGUGAGUCUGGUGCAAUCGUCGGAAUGCAUUGACCGCUUGAACUACGACUUUGAACUGCCCCCGCUGAAGAGUCCGCAGUACAUCACCGAGCUCAAGUUCAUCCAGUCGAAGGCCAUGGAUAACGGGAGUCUGUUUUCGCGGCCGGAGAGUCCUCCGUACGGCAAGAUCCGAACCAGCUAUCGAUCGUCAACUCCGGAGAGUGUCGACAACUGCUCGUCCGGCUCGUCCACGUACUCCAACUCGCUGGCCAGUGGGAAAACGAGCAGCUUGAGCGGGUUCAUACUUUCAGAGGAACCCGUCAAGACGGGCAAGUCGGCGACCUUGCAGUACCGCAAAUCCUACUCCAACUCUCGGUCGGAGAUCAUCUACGAAGAACCAAAGAAGCUGCUGCUGCUCGGUUCCGCUGGCCAGUCGAGCGACACCGACUCCGGGUACGACGGCAGUCAGAGCAAUAGCUACCUUAAAGCGCACAAGAGUGCCGAACUGCUGAACGGCCCCCAGCCGGCGUCAAUCGCCGAUCCGACGGUCGGUCGACCAAAGCUUACGCGAGGAUACUCCACGUUGGGACAUCCGCGGGAUGUUCGCAUUGCUGGAAACGGUUAUCCCGUGGCCCCGGCCCGGACGUCGUCCGCGGCGGGCGAAAGCAAGUCGACCUCCUCGUUGAACGAGGUCGCCGCCUCCGCCGCCGUCGGAAAGCAACCUGAGCAACUGCUGGACCACAAGGUCGGCAGCCUGACAACUCUCCGGAGUAAGCCGAUUAUUCCGUGGUACGAGUUGGCCAUCCGGAAGGAUCACCGCCAGAGCUGCCCACCGCUGCAGGCCCACGUCGUAGCCGCUUUCGAGCAAAGUUUGGUCAACGUGUCGCAAAAGCUGCAGAAAUUGAACGUUUCCAACGAUGCAAAGGACAACGAAUUGCAAGAGAUGAGACAAACCAUCGAGCUUCUUCGCCAGCAAUCGGCUGGAAUAGCUGCCACUCAACUUUUAGCACUAAGUAGUAAUGGAAGUGGGAAUCCACCCCCGAAACCUCCCAAAGCCGGCGAAAUGAAGCGCCACCACAGCACGGAUUCGGUCAUCAGUCCGGCUACGUCAUCGAUGGUCAACCCCCAAACAGCACCGGCUCCGGCACCGCCGGUGGCCAAACCCAAAAAGAAAAGUGGCCUCCGUCACUCGCUAACGAGGGCCUUUUCGCGUUCCAGCAAAAGCUCCAAACAGAGCCGGCCCGUCAGCCAAAGCUCCAGUCCGGACGUGGAGAUGAAGCCGCUCACGAAGUCGACGUCUUCGCUGGCCGGGCCGGCGUAUCCCGGCAGCAGGGAGGACGUUUGCGUAUCGGCCCAGUCGUUCCACAAUUACAGGCCGGUUUCGCCGGCCAACAGCAACACGCCGGACUCGAUUAGUUCGAUUGGCGACCCCCCAACGCACCCCUUCGACCUGGACGGCCCGCCGCCGGUCGUCGAACAGCUGGUCAAACAGUUGCGCGCCAAAGACUCCGUCCUCACGGACAUCCGGCUGGAGGCCCUCACCACGGCGUCCCAGGUCGAGUGCCUCAAGGACACCGUCAUGAAAAUGCGCGCCGAGAUGAUGAACCUGAAGCAGAACAACGAACGACUGCAACAGAUCGUCACGCGGCGUUCGAUGACCGGCUCCGAUAUGUCGUUGGGAUCGACCAGUCCGACCAGUUCCGUCGGAGAGUUCCGGCGAUACAGUGCCGCUGCGGAUUAUCUGAGCGGACGGCAGCAGUUGGAUCUGCCGCUGGAUUUGGACGAGGGCGAGGAGGAGGACAGUAUUCCGCCGGCACCGGCGCCCGAGCCACUCCCCGAGCCGCUGAGUCCGGCCUUUAUCGCGGACAUGUCGCCGUCGAUCGAACGAUCGCCCUUUGCGGACGAGAUCAUCGCGAUCCAGUCCGAAUCGAUGGUCGACAGCAUCGAAGGCAAGAAGGUCGCAAUCGCCGUCUACCUCGGCCAACUUGACCACUUUGGGCGGUACUUGGACGAAAUGAACGAGCACGGCCACAAGGAGAACGGCAAGAUCAAGCAGAACGAGUUCACGAUCGCGUUCACGUACGUUUCGGCCAAGACGGGCUGGCAAGGCCUCGAUUACAUCGUCCGGCGAAGCUUUAAGGACUUCCUCGAGCGGGUGGACGCCGCCGGCAAUCUCGGCCUUUCCUCCGAAUCGAUCGCCAGCUAUCACCUGGGUGAGGCCAAACGUGCCUACAACGUGCCCAUGCCGGAACUGCUCCCGUACGGGUACAUCAUCGGCAACGUGGACACGCUGUACAUCUGCCUGCGCGGGGUCAGCAACGUCGCGCUGGACAACCUCAUCAUCAAGAACAUGGUGCUGCGCUACAAAUCGUCGUCGGCGGUCAUCACGAACCGACACGGUGGAUCGGCGGAUUCGAUCGCGAACUGAGAGCAGUUGCUUUAAUAUUUAUGCUAUUACUUAAAAAACGACGCAGAACGCGCAUCGCUGGCGAUUGCUGUUGAGAUUUUUUGUACAGAAGUGGAAAACGGUGGAAGUGUUUAACUUAUCUUAAAAUAUCGUGCUAUUUUUUUUUUGUUUUCUUGUCGAAGGUGUUUUGUAGCUAUUUGUAUUUAAAAUCGUACCGAAAUGAUGCCUUAUAAUUAUUUCAAAUAGAUUGCAGUGUUUAUACACGUAAUUCACGUUCUAGUUGAAAUCUGAUGACGACGACAAAGACGACGAUUUUUUGGUCGUUGCAAUAGCCAUGAAAGUUGGUACUCCGGUUUACGUUAGCAAUAGUAAUGAAAUAAAGACACCGU
Culex pipiens pallens (northern house mosquito) is the source of this 4086-nucleotide messenger RNA. Its product is annotated as protein sickie-like. The record is from RefSeq and is a predicted model, not a curated record. The transcript has 6 exons. Gene Ontology annotation, biological process: neurogenesis; nervous system development. The coding region runs from base 944 to 3718 and encodes 924 amino acids. NCBI's taxonomy places the organism in Eukaryota, Metazoa, Arthropoda, Insecta, Diptera, Culicidae.